Molecule: messenger RNA, 1561 nt
Organism: Phyllopteryx taeniolatus (common seadragon)
Lineage: Eukaryota; Metazoa; Chordata; Actinopteri; Syngnathiformes; Syngnathidae
Gene: cdca3
Product: cell division cycle associated 3
Exons: 6
Coding region: 194-1375 (393 amino acids)
Source: RefSeq, a predicted model, not a curated record
GUACCCACCCACUGAUUGGCUCAUUCAAAAAAAGCUAGUGCCCUACCUCGCCAUUUAAAUGUACAAGAAGGGGUUAUUUUACUUUCAAGUGCUGGGACGCAGGUGAUAAGAAGUCAGCUUGUCCCAUUGACUCAGUUGACUUUUAAAGGUUUGACAUUUGAGGGGAGGGAAAAAAAACAACCAAAAACUAAGGAUGGGAGCCAGUGAGAGUAAGAUUGCUGACAGAGCUUCUACCAAACCAGAAGUGCCUGUCAUGAACUCUAGGGUCGCCCAACUCAUUGAUCCACGCUCCCCAUCGGUAACCAUUGAUCGCACACCCAUUCAGGUUGGCUCAGGUGAAGCGAAGAGUGAGUGUCUUUUGGUGGGAGGUGAUCCCCGCUCGCCCACCGUGGGAAUUGCCCGAACGCCUGUCCGAGAAGUCAUGAGAGCCAAAGUGGACACCCUCGCUCGUCGUCUGGGGAUGUUAUUCCACAUCGAAGCCGAGGGCAAAGUCCCUAGAAAUGGAGACGCUGCACAAGAGGAUCAGGAUGUCCUUAAGAGCGAGGAACUGGAUUCCACAGAGCCUCUCCUUACUCCUCAGAGACCACGCGUCUUCGGCUCCUUAGCUGAGCAUGCCAACCUCGCGGCCAUGCCCAUCCAGAGUGGGGGCAGUUCUUUCAGCCCCUUCGUGCUGCUGGAGGAGCCCCAGGUGGAGGUAGAGAUCGAAGCAGACACCGUGAGCCUGGAGGAGGCUGAGGAAGCCCGGGAAUCUCCGCUCCAUAAGAGGUUGAGCAUGAGCCUUAUCACUUGCCACGAGGGAGCGUCCCCCUCCCAAAUUCUCGCGGAGGUGCACCAGGAUGGAAGUGGCGCUUCCGAAUUGGAGGUGCUCACCUACGGAUUGGACCACCUCUACGCCCUGCCCGCCAUCGCACUCGAGCCCAAUCGGGACUCCUUGGACCACCCUGCGCAACCGCAGAAAGAAGCCGAAGAAGUCUCCAAGGUGGCUCCCGAGGCACCCGGCUCACAGCUUCCCACCGGCCCCCGCCGCCUCACCCUGGACAUCAAGAGUCCGAGUCAAGUGGUGUUCAAGCCACAGUGGCUGGGAAAAGGCUUCGGGGCCACUGGGCUCAGAGCCAGAGCGGUGCAAGGUGCAAAAGGGGGUUCCUCCCCUCUUGCUGUGUCUGUGGCAUUUAAGAGCGUCAACAAUGAAAACAAGGGGACCUGUGGGAAACAAAAGCAGAAAGAAGGCCGCUCCCCACUGCAGAUCCUCAAGGAGACCAACUCGGCCAGGGGACAGCCUCCGAUGAAGCUGAAGGGUUCCACCCCAGAAAAGCCUCGGCUCGGCCAGAUGGACCGCAGACUUCUGGCCGUGUCUCUGAACAAGGAGAAUCGAUAAUGUUGUGCAAAAAACAAUUUGUCCAUAUUUUCAUACCGCUUUUUAAAAAUGUCUGUUUUUAUGUGUAGAGUUUUCCAAAAUUUACUUUUUGUUUGUUGUUCUCCCUUUUACUACCAUGUUCAGUUUUUCUUACCCUGUUAUGUCCUUUCUGUCAUUUAGCAAUAAAAGUAUUUGUCACCAAACAAA